AAACCUGAUGAAAUUGUCUCUAGGUACAAUAACAGAACAUACAGAGUUGAUGACAUCGACUGGGAUGCCAAUCCACAGUGUACCUUUAGAAAAUCAGAUGGUUCUGAGAUCAGCUACGUGGACUACUACAAAAGGCAAUAUAAUCAAGAAAUUACUGACUUGAACCAGCCUGUCUUGAUCAGUCAGUCUAGGAGGAGGAGAGGAAGCAUGAUGCCAGGGCCCGUGGUUCUAAUUCCAGAGCUGUGCUUCCUAACAGGAUUAACCGAGAAGAUGCGUAAUGAUUUUAAUAUGAUGAAGGACUUGGCUGCUCAUACACGGCUGCCACCUGAGCAAAGGCAACAUGAAAUUAGAAGACUUAUUGACUACAUCCGAAAAGAUGACAGUGUUCAGAAGGAACUCCGAGACUGGGGUUUAAGCUUUGAUUCUAAUUUAUUAUCCUUUACGGGAAGAGUUGUCCAAGGAGAAAAGAUCCUUCAAUCAGGAAAUGUGUUUGAUUACAAUCCUCAGUUUGCUGAUUGGUCAAAGGAAACUAGGGGAGCUCCCUUAAUCUGUGCAAAGCCUCUGGACAACUGGUUAUUAAUAUACACACGCCGCAACUAUGAUAUUGCUAAUACGUUACUUCAAAAUCUGUUUAAAGUCACACCAUCCAUGGGCAUCAGAAUGAACAAGGCAACCAUGAUUGAAGUAGAUGAUAGAACAGAAGCUUAUUUAAGGGUUUUGCAGCAAAGUGUUACCCCUGACACAAACAUAGCAGUUUGUGUUUUGUCUAGUUCCCGAAAGGAUAAGUAUGAUGCUAUCAAGAAAUACUUAUGUACAGAUUGUCCCAUUCCAAGUCAAUGUGUGAUUGCUCGCACUUUAAGCAAGCCUCAGACUGCUAUGGCCAUAACAACAAAAAUUGCCUUACAAAUGAACUGCAAAAUGGGUGGAGAACUUUGGAGUGUUGAGAUCCCACUGAAACAGGUAAUGAUUGUGGGAAUUGAUUGUUACCAUGACACCUUAUCUGGAAAGCAGUCAAUUGCAGGAUUUGUCGCUAGCCUGAAUCAAACAAUGACACGGUGGUUCUCCCGCUGUGCUGUUCAAGGUCGUGGGCAAGAACUCGUGGACGGGCUGAAAGCCUGCUUGCAAACUGCUCUAAGAGACUGGUUCAAGUGGAAUAAGUAUUUGCCCUCUCGUAUUAUUGUGUAUCGUGAUGGUGUAGGAGAUGGACAGCUAAAUACUUUGGUUAAUUAUGAAGUGCCUCAAUUUCUGGAUUGCUUGAAGAGUGUUGGUAAAGACUACAAUCCAAGACUUACUGUGAUAGUCGUGAAGAAACGAGUGAAUACCAGAUUCUUUGCGCGGUGUGGUGGAGAACUUAAAAACCCACCCCCUGGUACUGUUGUUGAUGUGGAGGUUACCAGACCAGAAUGGUAUGAUUUCUUUAUUGUGAGUCAGGCAGUGAGAAAUGGUUGUGUUGCACCCACUCAUUAUAACGUAAUUUAUGACACUAGCAAACUGAAACCAGAUCACGUACAACGUUUAACCUACAAACUUUGCCACAUGUACUAUAACUGGUCGGGUGUUAUCAGAGUACCUGCUCCUUGCCAGUAUGCUCAUAAACUGGCUUUCCUUGUCGGUCAGAGUAUUCACAGAGAACCAAACCUGUUGCUUUCAGACAGACUUUACUAUCUCUGA
This is a messenger RNA of Pelecanus crispus (Dalmatian pelican), 1671 nucleotides long. The record is from RefSeq and is a predicted model, not a curated record. Lineage: Eukaryota; Metazoa; Chordata; Aves; Pelecaniformes; Pelecanidae.